ACGUUUGGCUCGCGGCCCCAACUGCGCCCCUGUAUCUGUGUGUUUGUGGUGUGUGUUGCCAUUAGACGGGUCAGAACGCGAGAGCGAAGGGGACACCAUGGCUUCUCAGCGGCUUUAUCUGAGGUUGGUAGGGCUCACCGCUCUGCUCACAUUGCUGGCUCUCGCAGAUGUUUCCAGUGAGAGCAGCCUUCACAAGAUCCUGAAGAAAAGAGAUGUGGUGGGUGACGGUAGCGCUUCACCUAAGUACAGGGUGGCUGUUGCUCCCGCCAAGGCCAAAGAGUUCCUGGCCAAGCUACGGCGGCCCAAGAGGAACAUUUGGGACCGCAGCAGGCCAGAUGUGCAGCAGUGGAUCAUGCAGUUCAUGUACAUGGGCUUCGACGAGACGAGACUGGAGGCAGACCUGUCCUACUGGAUGGACCACGCGCGGUCCAGCGAUCAGGGUCGCCAGCACCAUUAUGACGAGAACUCUCCCAUUGGACCCAGAGACAGAGGGGCACACCGUCACGGAGCCGACGUCAACUACGACUACUACUAACUCAACAUGCUGUCUCACUCCCUCUCUCAAAACGCAAGACUAACCUCUGUCUUCCUUCACUACUUCUAACCCCCUCUCUAUUUCUCCCUCAUAUAGUGUGCAACUUCUUUUCUUUCUUUGUAUACAGUUGACUUUCCGUUAAACAACACCUGGACAAACAUUUUUGGGUUGUGCAUCAGCUCAUGCUUUUCACUCGUUUCUAACCCAUCCCUUAGGGCCAAGAUAUCCUGUGGCGUCCCACAGGGUUGGAUAAUGGGACCUUUGUUAUUCCUAAUCUAUAUCAAUGACCUUGCUGCUGUGUCUUCUACAGUACUUCCCAUUCUCUUUGCUGAGGAUACCAAGUAGAUGUUUAUCACACAAUCAUUUGUAUUCACUAAUUAACGAAGCCAACUCAGGCAUGGACACAUUUUAUGAAUGGUUCCAGAUAAACAAAUCAUCUUUAAAUGUUAAAAAACCUCUAACUUUAUUGUAUUCACUAGUAAGGAUAAGAAAUGUGGUUAAACAAAGAGCCAGAAUCUCAAUUGGUGGGAAUGAAAUGGAACAAGUCACAUCCACUAGAUUCCUCUGAGUUAUAAUUGAUGAACAGUUGUCCUGGAAAGGUCAUUUUCAGUUUGUCUGCAGCAAAGUGGUGAAAUCUGUUGGUAUUAGUGGUUUGGUUCAUCAGGCUUGCUUCCUAACUCUAUACUAUAUCUAUACUAUACUAUAUAUAUAUACUAUACUUAAUUUACCAUAUCUCAUUUACUGUAAUAUUGUCUGGGCCAUCACAUAUGCCUCCUAUCCACACAAAUUACUCAUCAUACAAAAUACAUUUGCAAGACUAGC
Molecule: messenger RNA, 1357 nt
Organism: Oncorhynchus nerka (sockeye salmon)
Lineage: Eukaryota; Metazoa; Chordata; Actinopteri; Salmoniformes; Salmonidae
Gene: ecrg4a
Product: ECRG4 augurin precursor a
Exons: 4
Coding region: 98-535 (145 amino acids)
Biological process (GO): cellular senescence; anaphase-promoting complex-dependent catabolic process; central nervous system development
Source: RefSeq, a predicted model, not a curated record